AUGGAAAUUCUCGAUUCAUUUCAUAACAAUAAUAAAUUAAAUUCAAUUGAGGAAGAAGACGACGAAGACGACAAUUACUACGAUGAAAAAAUAGCUCAAGAGAUCUUGAUGAUUUUCAACAAUAGUAACGAAAAUUGGGAAAAUGAUGACGUCGUUGUUCAAAACGUAAAAAAUUGGUCGAAAUUAAAAAAAAUAUCACACAGCACUUUAUUUAAGUGCAUAAAAAAUCGAAGCACCAACAAGAAAUACGCAUGUCUAUUAGGAUUUUUAUAUCGUUGGGGAAUAGGGACAGCGCAAGACCAAGAAAAAGCAUUUCGUUGGUAUAAGGUUUCCGCGGAAAUGGGCGACUCACUUGGUCAAAAUGAGUUGGGCAGCUGUUACGAUUAUGCUGAUGGAACCGAACUUGGACAAUGUUAUUCGCAUGGGUUUGGCGUGAAACAAGAUUUACGAAAAGGGUACUACUGGCUGUGUCGUGCUGCUGCCGCUGGAAAUACCAUGGCUCAAUCUUUGGUUGCUGAUCGCCAGCAAUAUGGGAUGGGAACUUUUAGAGAUAUUCAUGAAGCGAUAAAAUGGCACCGUAAAGUUAUCCAGGCUAUGGAGCAGCCAGAGUAUCCAAAAUUGAUAUGGCUCUUUCAGCAAGAUUUAUAA
Messenger RNA from Ambispora leptoticha, 648 nucleotides. The record is from the annotation of a GenBank genome assembly. Lineage: Eukaryota; Fungi; Glomeromycota; Glomeromycetes; Archaeosporales; Ambisporaceae.